UCUUACCAUGAUUUAGCUGUCCGCCUUGAGUCUAUAAUUCUUGAACUUGAGCAUGAGAAAAAUGAUGUCUUAAUCAUUGCUCAUGAAACGGUAUUGAAAUGCUUGUAUGCGUAUUUGUUUGACCAACCGGAAGAUGAAAUACCCAGAAAUGUUAUACCUAACAACUAUUUGAUAGAAAUUAUUCCUUCUGCAUACGGAUGUAGGGAGACUCGAAUGGAGAUUGAAUAUACCGUAAAUCAAACUGUGCCUUCGUUAAUGAAAUCUGACUCUCAUGUUUAG
Messenger RNA from Racocetra persica, 279 nucleotides. The record is from the annotation of a GenBank genome assembly. Lineage: Eukaryota; Fungi; Glomeromycota; Glomeromycetes; Diversisporales; Gigasporaceae.